This is a messenger RNA of Hemicordylus capensis (graceful crag lizard), 4767 nucleotides long. RefSeq names its product myosin-6-like. Bases 1200 to 1871 code for a protein of 223 amino acids. The transcript is spliced from 6 exons. NCBI's taxonomy places the organism in Eukaryota, Metazoa, Chordata, Lepidosauria, Squamata, Cordylidae. The record is from RefSeq and is a predicted model, not a curated record. Gene Ontology annotation, cellular component: myosin complex.
AGGGCAGUUUGAGCUGCCAGAGAAUCUCUGUGGGGAGACUUGUCGAUAACCGUAAAGAAAAGCCAGAUCAGUAAAUAACACUGAUUUGAAUAACAGGCCAACCUGGAGAAGAGAGAUUGCUAGCCAGUAGCAGAAAACCAAUCAGAAAUGGAGGGGGAGGGGGGAAUGCAAGCAACCUGACAAAACGAAUAUCAAACCAUCAGAUCAGUUUGGUUUGAAAUUGUGUUCAAGAAUUGGCUGUUAACAGUUCAAAUCGAACCAGUGCAGCACACCCCUAAUUUAAGGCUUACAAGGGAAGAGCCGGCACUUCUGAACCCAGAAGGAAAAUGGUAGGAAGUGAGAUUGGUAUAAUAUCAGAUUAAAUUAAAUUAAAACAUUAAAAACAUUUAAAACCCAGUAUAAAAAAUUGUAAAACUAUGAAUCUAAUUAAAAGCCUGGGUGAAUAAAUGUCUCUUCAGUGCCUUUUUUUAAGUUGCCAGAGAUGGGGAGGUUGUUAUUUCAACAGGGAGCUCAUUCCAAAGUCCAGGGGCAGCAACAGAGAAAGCCUGUUCCUGAGUAGCCUCCAGAUGAGUUGGCGGCAACCACAGACAAACCUCUCCAGAUGAUCUUAACAGGUGGUGGGGCUCACAGCAAAGAAGAUGCUCUCUGAAAUACCCAGGACCUAAGCUUUAUAGGUGAUAAUUUGUGUCUUUUAGAGCAUUCAGAGCAUUCAGCACUGAAGCCCGGCCUGCCAAAUCCUCAUAAGGUUGUAGCUGGUCAGCAGUCUCACUGGGACUUGGUCAUCACUAACAUACUCUGGAUACUGGAUACUGUGCAACAAAAUAUAUUUCAAACCUAAUAGUUUAUCUCCAAGUUAAAUAGUUUGCAAAAUGGCAUCAUGCACUUGGAAUUAAAUGAUGUUCUUUUGGUAGGUGUUUUUCAUGCAGAAGAGGACAAAGGGAGAACAGAUCGUAGGUCUGCUGAUGGGAACAUGAGGUACAUCUGCUGAGUGUCGCCAUAAAUGUCACUCUUUCCAAACAGCUUCCAAUAAUACAUGUGAUUCUGGAAGGAUUGCCCAAAAGCCUCACUGGCUGCCAGACUCUUCCUUCCAGAAUGUCUGAGUGGGGCUACAGGACUGGAAAAUUUCACCCCACACACUCUCCUGCUACAUGAUAUAAGGAGACCUAGCAGACAGCUGGGCAUUCACUUGGGACCUCACUAUGCAGUCCAGCGUCUUCUUCCUAUUUCUGGGGCUCCUUUUGCCCAGAGACAGCAUGCCAUUUCCUUCCAGACAGGAUGCUACAGGUCCUGCUCAGCCUUUUCCCACAGAGAGUUGGACUGCACUCGAGCUGACCCUGGCUAAAGUGGAGAAAGAGAAGCAUGCCACGGAGAAUAAGGUUAAGAACCUCACAGAAGAGAUGGCUGGCCUGGAUGAGAUCAUUAUCAAGUUGACCGAGGAAAAGAAGGCUCUGCAGGAGACCCACCAGCAAGCUCUGGGUGACCUACAAGCCAAGGAAGACAAGGUCAACACCCUCACAAAAGCCAAGCUUAAGCUGCAGCAACAGGUGGAUGAUUUGGAGGGCUCCUCCGAGCAAGAAAAGAAGAUCCGGAUGGGCCUAGAAUGGCCGAAGCUGGAAAGCGACUUGAAGCUGACCCAAGAGAGCAUCAUGGAUUUUGAGAACGACAAACAACAGCUGGAUGGGAAUCUGGAAAAGAUAGAAUUUAAGCUCAACAUGCUGAAUGCUAGAACUGAAUUUGAGGAAGCAUUGGGUCGCUGGCUGCAGAAGAAGAUCAAAGAGCUCCAGAUGCAGAUCGAAGAACUGGACGAGUUGAUAGAGGCGGAUCAGCAAGCGGCUGGAAGAGGCGGGUGGCGCCACCUCCAUGCAGACUGAGCUGGACAAGAAGCAGGAGACCAAAUUCCAGAACAUGCGGCAAGACCUGGAGGAGGCCACACUCCACCACAUGGCCACGGUGGCGGCCCUGCGCAAGAAACAUGCCAACUAGGGAUGUGCAUGAAUCGAUUUUUUGUUUUGAUUUGAACCCAAAUUGAAACACCCCCAAUUUGUUUUGGGUCCAAAUCUGACACACACCGCUCCAAUCACCCCUGAUUCGAUUUGUACCCAAAUUUUCCAAAUCCGAAUCCGAAUUGAUUCGGAUUUUUUAAAAGGCGUCCCAGGGCUAAAAGAGUGAGGAUUAGUGCCCAACGGAUGGAAGCUAACACCCUAAUUUCAAAGAAAUUGGGCAAAGGGGUGAUUUUUAAAGAAAUGUUGAAGUUUUCGUGUCUUUAAGAUUUUCCCCAUAGGGAAUAAUGGGGAUUUCAGCUGCCUUAGUUAGAACUCCCCGGGGGAGUGGCACCAAGGUGGCCCAGGGUGGGUUGUGGUGGGUAGUAGUGCCCAAUGGGUGCAAAGAUUUGAAAGGAAUUGGACAAAGGGCUGAUUUUUUAAGAGUUUCUGAAGUUGGUAUGUCUUUGGGGCAGAUUCGGAGCAGAUAGGGGGUUUCGGGGGCAGAAGAGUGGAUCGGGUGGUAGUGCCCCAAUGGGUGGCUGCUACCACACAUUUCAAAGGAAUUGGUCAAAGGGCUGAUUUUUUAAAGAAUUUGUGAAGUCUAUGACAAACAAUGAAUCUACUCCCAUUUGCUACCAGAGAAUCUACACUCAGAAUACAUCAGAAACAAAAUAUGCAGUACCCCAUGGGCUUGUGGGCAUGGGGGUGGUUGGCACCCUAUGUGUACUAUACCACAACUCACUCUGGGUCACCCUGGUGCCCCCCAAGUGGAGUUAUGGGAUGCUGAAACCUCCAUUAUUCCCUGGGGAGGGGGGAAGGUUAAAGAUGCGCAAACUUCAAAAAUUCUUUAAAAAUCAGCCCUUUGCCCAGUUCCUUUGGAAUCUGGAUUGUAGCAGGCACCCAUUGGGGCACUACCACCCAACCCACACAUCUGCCCCUGAAGCCCCUUUUCUGCCCCAAAGAUGCCUCAAUGUUACACAAACCUCACAAAUUCUUUAAAAAUCAACCCUUUGCCCAAUUCCUUUCAAAUCUGCUUGGUAGCCUGACCCACUGUGGCACUCCUAAGAGGCACCCACAGGCAGAAAUGGGCACUGUCUGUCCCCAUUGUCCCAUAGGGUGGAUGCAGCACACAUCGCCAACAACAACAGCAGAGCUUUGCAAAGAAAAAGGUUUCCAAAGGUCAUGCACAUCCUAUGUGUCACUCACCACAUCCACUGUGUCCCACCACCACCAUCCCAGAAAUGCAAUGGAUCUACACACAACAGUGUGGAACAACAACAAUGAAAUGCACUGCCCCACGCACACCCUCUGAAUACAGGGUAACAGCAGCAGCCAGCAACAAGCAAGUAAAUAAGUGUGAUAUCACAGAUGCUGCAGACUAGGGCUGCAGACUAGGGCCAACAACAGCAUCACAUGUGCCCUGCCCUCCCUCCCCCAAGCAUUUCUCAUCCACAAGCAACAGACAGACACAGCUACAUCUGUGGCACCCGGCCAUAAAAGCAGGUUAAGUAAGGAUGCAAAACAACAUUCUGCCAGUGGAACAGCGAGGUUUACCCCCCCCCCGCGCCCCCACCUGACAACAACAGUACACAAUAUUUUGGCACAUUUCUUUGACAUUUCUGCAACAGAUUGGAGCCUGUGGCACCAGCAGCACAACCUAUUGUAGAUGCAAGCAAUCUAGUUUGAAUAAAAACACUGGUGAUGCUAGAAGUCACAAUAUGACCCAAUCUUUAUUGCAAAGAAAUGCAGAGAGAGAGAGAGAGAGAGAGAGAGAGAACCUGUCCUGUGCCCAUCCAUCAGGUCACCAAAAUACACAGGCACAACAACAAACCAAACCAAGGCAUCUGAAUUGCAUUACAGACUUAAGAUCAUGUAGGGGGAAGCAUAGUAUACCUGUGCAUAUGUGCUCUGCGAAAGGGUUAGUGCGUUUAGGGUUAAAAUUCACCAUUCUCAGGCUGGUAGUGCGGCUGUGCCUGUGUCCGUGUCUGGAUGUGUCAGCAGCAGAACACAGAGACUGUGACACAUCUUGGUCGGGAUGAGCUGCCGUGACAUGGGAGGCACUGCAUAGGGGGGUGAUGCGAGUCACUCACCUUCUACAGCCUGCUUGAGGUAGCCAAGCAGGGGGAGGUUGGCCUUCAAGAAGACCAGCUGCUCAGCCAACUCAGCAUCCAGACGUGAGCAUAGAGGGAUCACCACAUCCCCGGCCAUGGAGAACAACCUCUCGCUCGAGACACUGGUUGGCAGGCAUGAGAGGAACCGACCAACAAUGGUUGCCAAGUCUGGCCAGACAUGGUGACAUGUUGCCCAAAAUUGGCAUGGCUCCAUCCCUUGGUCAGGUAGAGCAGAACAGACUGCUCAGCAUGACUGCAGGGAGAGGCAGGUCCUCCUGUCCCCCUGGCAAGACAGCAGAGAAGCCCUCUGUGAACCACCGAGCGGCAGAACGCGGAGAUGGCACUGGCCGCUCCAUUGGUGCCACUCCAGAGAAACCGUGCUGCUGCACUGGGAAGAAGUGGUAGUGGUGGUGGCAGUGCUGCUGGGGGCAAGCAGUGGGCAAAUAUUGCUCCGCCUAGAUGUGCAAGGUUGAUAGAGAAGUAUCCCAACAGACUCAAGGCUGUUAUUAAAGCAAAAGAUGGUUCAACAAAAUAUUGACAUUGGGGGGGUGAUCCUUUUUCAAUCUCAGUAAUUCUUGUUUUUUUGUCUCUGACACUUUUUCUGGACUGUAACUGUGAUGUUUUUCAGUUGGAUGUUAUAGGUUGCAUUGGAUAAGUACAGCUGGUGAAGGGAA